CCCGGGAAGGAAUAGGAGGUGACGGGGCGGGCGCUCGGCAGCGCAGUCCUCACAAACCUUCCCUCACCCUACGCCCAAGCUUUCUGGCGGCCUCUGCUCCCCGACCGGGGACAGUUAGGGCACGACGCCUCCCCACUCUGGCCUCUCUAGUUCGCCGGCAGGAACUCCAUGGUUGCGUCCGGCCUCUCCUCCCUUCGGGCCCACCCCCUUUUUCCCGGCCGCUCUGGCCCGCCCCUUGACACUCUAUGGCUGCGCCCGUCUCACGGGCCUGCUCUCCACCCUGGCCACUCUGGCCCGCUUGGCGGACGCCCUAUGGCUGCGCCGGGCCGCGACUUCCCCUAGGGCCGCCCGGCCCUUACGCUCAGGUGGCUCUGGCACACUGGCUGGCGCUCCGCACAGUUCUCGGCUCAUAGGGCUGGGCCUGGCCACCAGGCCGCAGCCUUCCCUCUCCCUCUUUCCCAGCGGACGCCGGCGGCGCUACAACCCUCCCCGAAACCUUCCCCGGUCUCUCAGGUGUGCGCUUACCCGGGGCCUACAGCGGGCCCGGCUUCUCGUGGUCCAGCAGGGGGUGAGCGCAGACCUGGGUGGUGUGGCCGCCGGGAAAGGGGAGUUUCAGGCGCCGGGAAGGGCGGGCCUGCAGGCCGACCUGAGGUCAGGAGUCUUUGCUUAAAUGCAAAGGGAAGCCCACGAAGGGGCUACAGGAUGAGAAAGGAUCGGGAGAGGACAAGAAAGGAGACUGAUGCAGUUGUCCAGUCAGGGGGUGAUGGCAGCCUGGACCGGGACACGAACAGCAGGGAGGGAGAAGUGGAGACAAAAGUGUGAAACGGAACCUUUGAAACUCAGGUGUGACAUCAACAAAGUCAAGUAGGUAGUCCAAACUCUCUCUGACAGCAGGUAACUGAAAUUCAGCAGUCUGCUCUUCAGCUCCUCCUCCUUUCUGAACAACUUCCUUUGUAAUUCCACUUUUUGUUUUUGCGGGGCUACCCUUUUCUUCAUCAUCCCCAUUGAACCACACUCUAUCAUCAGCCAGUGUGGUUUCCAACUCCCCACAUUUCUCCAGGAUUUCUCUAUAAUCUCCAUCUUCAAAGCCUUGAAGAUCAUAUUCAGGUUCCUUUUUGUAAAGAAGAUUUUCCCAUGCAUUUGCUAUGGUUAUUUGUUUUACUUCAUCCCAACUCUUUGCCCAGUUAAAAAUUGCACUUUUUAUGUUGUAGAUUUUAAUCUUGGAAACUCCUUUUUCUCCUUUAUCUUGCUCAUCAUCACUUUCUUCAAAAAUUACAAGACUCUCUUCAAGUUGCUUCCACCUAUAAAGUCGUUUGCAGCUCAAGAUCACACCUUGAUUCAUUGGCUGAAUGAAGGUUGAAGUGUUAUGGGGAAAGAACAUGCAUUUUAUUCGACCAUCCUCACUGGUUAGUGAUUCGGCGGAAGAGUGAACUGGAGAACUGUCCAGAAGUAACAAGGCCCUGACAUCCUCUUCAUGGAAUCCUAAAACACUAAGUUGAAAAUGCCUGACCUCGGGAACAAAGUUUUGAAAGAACCAUUCUGAAAACAAUUCUCUGGUGAACCAAACAUCUUUACUAGGCUUAUAUAUCACAGUGUUUUAGGAAGAAGAUCCUUUUAUUGAUUUUGUUCCAGAACUGACUGGGUCUUACUUGCCAAAGGUGGUGCUGCUGGAGUAUCCAACAAAGGAAUAAAACUGUUCCUGCCGCAGAAUAAUGAUGGUAGAUCUGAAGGUGGCUGACUAUUUGAACCCUCAAAUUAGGGUUCUGUGGGAGAGCAAGGGGCCUGUGAUAGAGAGUUCCAGUCACAAUAAGAAAUAUACCGCACAAACGGACAGUCUCAAUCCUGAAAGCUCUCGCCAGCACUUCCGGAAUUUCUGCUAUCAAAAAGCAGCAGGACCCCGUGAAAUUGUUGGACAACUUCAGGAAUUAUGUCGUCAGUGGCUGAGGCCAGAGCUCCACUCAAAAGAGCAGAUCUUGGAACUGCUUGUGCUAGAACAGUUUGUGACCAUUCUACCCAGGGACACCCAGAGCCGGAUAAGGAAGGACCAUCUACAGAGCAUUGAGGAGGUUGUAGUCCUGGUAGAACACUUGGAGAGGGAAUCUGGUCACACGAGGAAUGGGGUUGCAGUCCAAGAGCUGGGAAAGGAGGCAGUGAUCUUGGGAGAAACAGCAGAAUCCCAGCCAGUGGGAAUGGCCCAGGAUGAAGAAUUCUGGAAUACAUACCAGGGUCUGCAAGAACAGCUGAGCAGGAAUAUUCAUAAAGAAACUGAGCCUGUAUGUGAGAGGGCUGUGCCUGCUCACCAGAUCGUAGCAUUUCCUGUGCAGACAAACACUAAAGACUGGACAGUGGCACCCGAGCUCAUCUUGCCUGAGUCCCAGAGCUUGUUGACAUUUGAAGAAGUGGCCAUGUAUUUUUCCCAGGAAGAAUGGGAGUUACUGGAUCCCACUCAGAAGGCUCUCUACAAUGAUGUAAUGCGGGAAAACUAUGAGACUGUCAUCUCUCUAGCUGUGCCUGCUCACCAGAUCCUAGCCUUUCCUGAGCAGAUAAUCACCAAAGACUGGACAGUGGCACCUGAGCUCGUCUUGCCUGAGUCCCAGAGCUUGUUGACAUUUGAAGAAGUGGCCAUGUAUUUUUCCCAGGAAGAAUGGGAGUUACUGGAUCCCACUCAGGAGGCCCUCUACAAUGAUGUAAUGCGGGAAAACUGUGAGACUGUCAUCUCUCUAGCAUUAUUUGUGCUCCCCAAACCUAAAGUGAUCUCCUAUCUAGAGCAAGGGGAAGAGCCAUGGAUUCAAGGGCCCUUGGAGUUCAAGAACAGCCCUGGAGGGCUGCCUACAGGGUUAAAGGUCAAAACUGACACUGAAAACCAUCAGCCUGUGUGUCUUUCUGACUUAGAAAUACAAGCACCAGGAGACAUAGUAUCAAAAAAGACCCGAGUGAAAGUUCCCCAGAAAACAACAGGCAAAGAAAAUCAUGGUGAUACACACAGGAUGGGGAAGUGGCACCGAGAUUUUCCCGUGAAGAAAAGAAAGAAACUUUCAACCUGGAAACAAGAGCUGCUAAAACUUAUGGAUCUUCACAAGAAAGCUCGUGCUGGAGAGAAGCCAUUUAAAUGCCAGGAAUGUGGGAAAAGCUUCAAAGUUAGCUCUGACCUUAUUAAGCACCAAAGAAUUCACACUGAAGAGAAACCAUAUAAAUGUCAACAGUGUGAUAAGAGGUUUAGAUGGAGUUCAGAUCUUAAUAAGCACUUAACAACGCACCAAGGAAUAAAACCAUACAAAUGUUCCUGGUGUGGGAAAAGCUUCAGUCAAAAUACAAAUCUACAUACGCACCAAAGAACUCACACUGGAGAGAAGCCCUUUACGUGUCAGGAAUGUGGGAAAAAAUUCAGUCAGAACUCCCACCUUAUUAAACAUCGGAGAACCCACACAGGUGAGCAGCCAUAUACUUGUAGCGUAUGCAGGAGAAACUUCAGCAGGAGGUCAAGUCUUCUUAGACACCAGAAACUCCACCGCUGAAUGGAAGUUUAUCCAGUGUCCUCAUUCUGAAGAAAUUCACAAAGUAGAGGUUGACCCUGAGAUUUAUGAAAAAAUAACAAAAUUAUGAAGUAUAAAUAACUUCACCGGAGGAAAAUUUGUUGAUACAAACAUAUUUCACAGAAAGGAAUCAAGGUUGACUCUGCAGGGAUCUCUGUAAGUAGUUUUGUACUACUUACAUUUUUACACGUAACCUUUGGGGAAUUCCUUAGCAAGAAAGGUGCUGAAAGAACAUUCUCAGUAAGGGAAACAUUUUUGCAACUCUACCUGGCAAAAUAGCAAAUUCAGCUUUAAAUGGCAGAUGCAUACAUGAAUCAGUCUUUUAUGAUCACAGAGGGUAAAUACUGUUGGCUUUGCAUUGAAUUCCCAGCCACUUUUAAACACAUUGAUAGAAACAUUUGUAGCCUGGUCUUCCAAAAGAAAAAGCAAUAACCUGCAUGUUUAAUUGGAUACCAUUGCCUUCAGGGUAGUAGGCUUACCAAUUUCAAGAGCCCUAUGACACAAAAAUGAGCUCUGUUGUCAAAUUUUCCAAGAACCAAAUUGGAUUUUCUUCCUUUCCCUUGUCAUUGGACACUGUUCCCACUGUUUGGACAUCAUUUGAGUUCAUUCUUGAAUAUUUUAGCAACUUUAGCUCUUGAAUCCUUUUAGCACCAUUUUUACUGUGAUGAAAUGCUAUUUACUUCACCACUAGGGAAUCUGCCAGAUAAAGUAAAAAUGCACUAUCUUAUACCUCAUUGGUGGUGUUUGAAAAAGAUAAACAUCUCUAAUGAGAUCAUAUGAAAACGGGUUGGAAUGUUUAGCCAUGGAUUAUGUAUUACAUGUAAAGAAUUUUUUGCAAUAAAAGAAACUAGGCCUUAUAAUCUCAGUAUGAUAAAACAUAGAAGAUAGCACUUUCUUGAGGCCUAAAAGAAAAUUAAUGGAAGUUCAGAUGAACUUCUCACAUUUUUAUUUGCUUUUUUGUUUGGCUUUGUUUAUUUUUAAGAAAAAGGGCAGAGUUUAGGAACUGGAGUGUGUGCUGCAGGCAGGAUGUGGUUCACUGGAUGUGGCAGAAGACUGGGUUCCCAAGAGGAAAGGUUUGGGAACCGAUGUUCACUGGUGGACAAGGAUGGGUGAAUCUGCAUUCAUGUUGGUUGUGUUACACUGCAAACUAUUAUUAAGCAGGCAGGGUCUGCCUAUCUCUGUUUUGUACGCAGCAUUUAACAACAACCUUAGCUGAUAAAUGAUAUAGAUGGCUGAACAUCUCUCCGGGCUGUGGAUCUUCUUAGAACUCCUACCUUCAGCAGGGACAUGUGUUCCUGUUAGAGCUUUUAGGUUGUAUCAAGAAGGGGGUCGAAGGGGGUUAAAUGAUUUCUCCCAAAUACCUUAUAAACGAUGAAGUUAAGGCUCAGAUACGGGACUUGUUCAAGACCCUAUUGCUAGUGGGUCCAGUCCGUUGGCUGCCAGCUAGCUGCAUCAGGGAGGUCUGAAGGCAGGGUUAGCAGGAUGUGUACGUUAUCCCUGCAGGACCAGGCUGAAUGACAUUGUGUUAUAUCUACUUCUAACUUAAAAACGUUCUUGUGGCUUGAUGGGUUCCCAAAACACUUAGGUCUCCAUGUGUUCUGUGAAAGAGAGAAAACUAUUUCAACUCAGGGUUAUUCUAGGGACUAGAGGGAUUGGUGAAUGAAAAGCACCUCACAGCCUGGCCAGUGGUAGAUGCUCAAUCAGUGUGCAUUUGCUUCCCUUUCCCCUGUUCCCCAGUGAUGUGCUGGGCAGACUGACUGCAGUAAGGAAGCAGUUGUGUUUAUGGCUAUUUUCAGCUCCUUUCAGGAGUUGUGCACUGCUGGUGGUGAUGUUGCUCAGUUGAUUUGGUCCUUGGCCUCAGUACUUUAUGGUGUAAGUCACCUGAGCUGUGGAUCUGGUGCUUUCAGCAGGAUUUUGUUUUCCUCCCCAAGAUGAACAAUACCAAGUAUUACUUCUUAGGCAGAGCCAACUUUAAAAGCUUUCGUCUGCAUAGCUUUUACCCAUCACCCUCAUCCUUAGGCUUCGGGUACUCUGUCUCAUCCCAGGAUACAUGCGGACAACUUCCUGGUGCUACAUUCAUUCAAUUUCAUGGGGGCCUCUUACGUGCCCAGGAGCUGUUUCGUCUAGACUGAGAAUAUAGUGGUGAAUAAAAGAGCUAAAGAUAGACCCUCACAGGACUUACAGUCUAGUGAAGAGUAUAAAGAAGACUGGUUAUAGUUUUCUGCUUGCAGUUUAGGGUCUCAUGAGAUAGUUGAAGGUAAUGGGUUGUGAGCAGAAGCCCCACUUCUGGGCUGAAGCCUUUGUUUGUGCAGGACUCUGUGGUGUCCUUCCUGCCUCAGUCAUGAAAGUCCAGCAGAAACUGGGGCCACAAGGUCAAAGUAGUCUGGAAUGCUGAGCCCUCCUCCCCACCUCCCCCCUCCAUGGAGAGCAGUUGUCCUGGAAAGUCCCCCAAACCUGUGAUGGACUUUAUGGGAAUGAGAAAUAAACUUCUGUUAAACUAUUGA
Molecule: messenger RNA, 6037 nt
Organism: Mirounga angustirostris (Northern elephant seal)
Lineage: Eukaryota; Metazoa; Chordata; Mammalia; Carnivora; Phocidae
Product: zinc finger protein 75A
Exons: 10
Coding region: 1713-3515 (600 amino acids)
Biological process (GO): regulation of DNA-templated transcription
Source: RefSeq, a predicted model, not a curated record